AUGCGAUUGGCAACUCGCGAGGCGCACAAGAUUCUCAACUGGCCCGAAAUGGACGCUGACAUGGCUCGCAAAGCUCGCAAGGCCUUCUUUCGAGCCUACGACGUCUAUCACAUGAUGAAGCCGAUGACGACUGAUCAAAUUGCGAGGGCAUACGAUGAUCUCAUGCACUCGAUGUACGAAGCGUAUCAGACUCACGGCAACCCUAAGCCAACACCUACAGCAGCUGUUCUGAGGCGAUCACUGGACGGACGAACAAGUUCUCCUUGCUCCAACACACCACGCAACAAAGGCCACAUCCUCGACUUCGACAUCAUCGUCAAGUCCGUCACCGAUCCGUCCACGUUCAUUUCACAUCGAACAAACAACCCUCGCCGCAGGAUCGUAUAG
Molecule: messenger RNA, 387 nt
Organism: Pseudozyma hubeiensis SY62
Lineage: Eukaryota; Fungi; Basidiomycota; Ustilaginomycetes; Ustilaginales; Ustilaginaceae
Product: protein kinase domain-containing protein
Exons: 2
Coding region: 1-387 (128 amino acids)
Source: RefSeq, a predicted model, not a curated record